Orbicella faveolata is the source of this 3043-nucleotide messenger RNA. Its product is annotated as geminin-like. NCBI's taxonomy places the organism in Eukaryota, Metazoa, Cnidaria, Anthozoa, Scleractinia, Merulinidae. Gene Ontology annotation, biological process: negative regulation of cell cycle; negative regulation of DNA replication. The record is from RefSeq and is a predicted model, not a curated record. Gene Ontology annotation, cellular component: nucleus.
GGGCUCGAAAUUUUCCGGGGCUUUCGAGAAACGGGCCCUAGGAACGGGAAUGUUUCAUGUUAACUCUUGUCCUUAGGCCAUCGUAGCUUGAUUAAGAAUAUAACUCAAACAGUGGUAUCACUCCCACGACCUCCCUCCCCCCUCUUUUGAAACACGAACGGCUUAGUUUUAAACUAGUGCUCAACGAGCGAAAAUGAAAUGGCGGUGUCUUCAUCCCUUGAAUAUGGAAAAAAUUUCUCCUCCUUUGAGCUUCUUUCCAAUGUGAAACUCGUUAACAUGACUUACACGACAUUUUCAAUUCGUUUAUGUUUUUGUCAUAAACACCACCUCCACCGACAGUUGAACUCUCCACCCGGAGUGAUUGGGGGCUCUGGGUAUGAGAUCUUUGUGCAAAGUCACGUGACUUCACUGUAUGCACGUGAUGCACGCUGGAAUUUCCCGCGAGGGUUUAAAAACAUGGCGGACAAUGAAGGUGACGAGAAUUUCGUGGUGCAACAAACAGCAACGGUUCUCUUCAACGGUGAAACGUCCAAGAGUGAAUUCUGCUACGACGAAAAUACUCCUCUUAGUCCCGGAGAAGUUUGCAUGAUGAGAAAUCACCCUAAAGUAGCCUCUGUACUGUUUUCUCCUUCCCGAACAACGCGAGGCGGUGAAGGAAAACUUAAACCAAAGUCUUUCUCGACGAACUUGUAUGCGUCCCCCACAAGGAAAACGAAACCAAACGUUGUCGACAAGGAGAAGAGAAAGACCCUUCAAGUUCUUCAACCUACGGCAAGCGGAGAUGGAACACUUGUUGGAAGCCGUGGCGUAGUAAGACGCCAGGAAAUGAAAUCAAAGAAAAGCAAGUCACCUACCUUGAAACUCAAGCAACAGAAGCUCAAAAUUCCUUCAACAUCCAGUGGAAAUUCUUCAUCCACAACAUGCACAGAUUCCUCAGAUUCAGAUACAGCUUUAAGCUUAGCCAAAAAGAAUACAAAAUCAUUGCAGAAUGAGGUGAUUGAUGAAGCAGUAGCUUUAAUGGUUUCAGAUCCACCACCAGAGAGAUAUUGGGAGCUACUGGCAGAGGAGAGGAGGCUGGCUUUGCAAGAGGCAUUGGAGGAAAAUGAGAAGUUGCAUAAGGAGUUGGAAGAGCUCCGAGAAAGAAACAAAACCCUGGAAGAAGUUGCUGGCCAAGCUGAGUACUUUGCCUCUCUUUAUCAGAUGGUCAUGGAAGGUGAAGUUCCUGACACAGAAUCCAGUGAUGCUGCUGAAGAGGAAAACGUGACAGCCAGCCUUCAACCUGAGUGAAUAGAGAAUUCUGUGAAUUGACAGGUCAUUCUUGUCAGAGUUCCAGAAUCUGUUAACUACUUUUAACACGUAAAUGUAAUUAUUUUAAAGAAUAAUUUAUGAAAAUUUAGUUUGCUGAUAUGUUUAAAUGCUUCAUUUUUCAUCCGGCCAUAAUUUAAUUUGCAGCCAAGCGUUAACUUACAAUAUACAGUACAUAUACUUAAUUACAUUUAAGUACUCUUAAAAUCUGCACCCCACAGUUCCAUGUUAAUUUGGAGAAUUUUUUAAAUCAUAAUAUUUUGUAUGGCUUCAAGCAGUGUUGUUUGGCCUGUUUUAUUUUUAAUUAAUUGUACUGUCAUAUCAGACAGAAAUCCCAAUAAUUAAGCAUCUAGUAACUGUUGUGCAACUGUAUAUUUGUCCUGUGGCCAAGAGAAUUCACUUUCUUGUCAUUUUAACAGAUGAAAAGAAUGCUUCAUUUCAUUUGUAAAAUUUGUUUAAACCUCUGUUUGCUAUCUGUAUGGAUUCUUAAAGUGAAUUACUAUUUAGAAACAUCAGACUUUUGAGUGGAAAGCAUUUGAAAACUGGGUUGAUGUAAAAUGUACUAAGGGUUUACAGGCCUUGUUAGGCCUUGCUAGGCCUUGCUAGGCCUUGCUAGGCCUUGCUAGGCCUUGCUAGGCCUUGCUAGGCCUUGCUUGGCCUUGCUAGGCCUUGCUAGGCCUUGCUGGUCACAGAAGAUGUCAAGAUGUGGUAAGAACAUACAUGUAUGUACUUGGCUAUCGCCUCGUGUGCCACGUUUUUGUUCUUACCACAUUUUGACAUCAUCUGUGAUUCACUACAGAACAGAUGAACUGCAACAUGGAGUCUAUUUGUGAAACUGAUGAGUGCAAUUCAUGACUAUUAUUUUAUUGCAACAGGAUGUUUUCAAGGUGUCAUUUGACUACAAUUGACCAUAUUUUAAAAGAAAAUACUACUGAUUCAAAAAAUAUUUUAAUUUAGACUAUAUAUGCUCCACAAAAUAUGCUGAUGUAAAUACCACUCUAAAGGUUGAGAAAAAUUUAUUAUUGAUGUCAAUAUUGAUAGGCCAUAAAUCUGUUUAAUUUCUUAACAAGUGGAAGCUGGCCAAAGCCAUUUAUGUUACAUUUUUUGAUUCCUGGAGAGUUGAUUAUUGAUCAUUAUUAUGAUGUAACUGAUCAUAAAAAUUAGUUUUUUGCCUCUUUUAUCCAUGCAUGCGUCAUUGGGUAUCUGCUAGUAUCCCAGAUCUUUUCUGGCCUUAAACUCUUAAGAAAGAAACUCACUCUGAGAAAGUAUUUUUUGAUAUGCACUCUAUAUCAUUUGCAGUUAUCAGUUUUGUUUUCUCAUUCAACACUAAGUACUGUACCGCUUAAAAUUCUCUUGAUUUAUAUCAAAUUAUGUCAAACUUGGUGAUUUGAAAAUCAUACCUGGAGAGGGAAGGGAAGGCACAAAUUAUUUCCAUAACAGAUAAAAUUGUGGGGUUUUUUGUUGUUGUUUUAAUUUUCAAUAUCUUUUAACUUAAUAUGUGAAAUGCCAACUUAUGUGGAAGGCAUUAUGGCCUUAAAUGAACUGCUAUUUUGGAUUAUAGAUUGAGCAGUUUGGGUUUGAGCCCUAGGUAGGGUCAUGAGGUUGUGUUCUGGGGCAAUACACUUUACUGGCAUGGAUUCUCACUUCACCAAAAUGCUUGGGUAAAUGCUACCAGUUAAUACAGAACACUGUUUGUAGAAUAGUUUAGCAAUAGUUAAUUAAAAACUAGUUUAACCUC